AUGGAGGACGGGGAUUAUGAGGAUGAACUGGAUGAGUGUGGCUUUGGUUAUAAUGAUGAUUUUGAUGAUGAGGAGGCUCGUAUCAAUCUUCCCUCCAUCCGUGCUCCGAAUCUGCGAUUCCUCUUCUUAAGGUGUGUGACGCGCCCACACUGGCUGCACUGCAGCAGGACUACCCCACCCUGGCGCUCUACUGUGUGGUGGACCACUCCUUCUACUGGCACAGGAAGGGCCAGCCUAGUCUCCGCCUUUCCCGCCUCCAUCCCCGCAUCGCUCAUGUCUCGAAAAAUCACCGCCACCGCUUUGAGAUCCCCACCUGGUGCCUCCGCCGCGUCUGGCGCCGCAUCUGGCGCCGCACCCGGCGGCGCAGUUGCCGCGCGAUCCUCAGCGGGCAGCGCGGCAGCCAAUCCAGGCCUGCGGAGCGGCAGAGGUGGCAGGGGGAGGGCUGUGGCGGCUCGCGCGAGUGGCGGCGGUGGGGCGGGUGGGGGAGAAUCUGAGGCAGUGGGGGGAGCGGGGGGAGGCAUGGUGCUGGCCGCCGUGCUGGUGGCGUGCAUUGGCGCAUUCGCGUUCGGUUACCACAUCAGUAGCAGAACCCCUCAGCCUGCACACCGUUACUCGCCUCCCUCCCCAUGCCUCAUCGUCCCUUGUGCCCCUACCCCCUCCCGUUUCGCCGCCAGCCAGGCUGGGUGGCUGGGUGGUGAGUGCAUCGCUGCUCACAGCAGCGUGUGGGGCGCUCUCGGCCGGCUGGCUCGCGGACUCUGUGGGGCGGCGAACCACCUUCCUCCUGCUCUCGCUGCCCCUCGCACUCGGGAGUGCUCUCAGUGCCACAGCAUCAUCGGUGCCACAGAUGCUGGUGGGGCGUGCGCUCACAGGGCUGGCCUUUGGCGUCAUCUCCUGUGUUGUCCCCGUCUACAUCUCCGAGAUAGCGCCAGCAUCGGUGCGGGGUCGCCUGGGCUCGCUGAACCAGCUGGCCAUCUGUGUCGGCAUCCUCGCUGCUCUGCUUGCCGGCCUGCCCCUCGCUGCCAAUCCCGCCUG
This is a messenger RNA of Closterium sp. Naga37s-1, 1032 nucleotides long. The record is from the annotation of a GenBank genome assembly. NCBI's taxonomy places the organism in Eukaryota, Viridiplantae, Streptophyta, Zygnematophyceae, Desmidiales, Closteriaceae.